AACCAAUCAGAGUUGCGCCCCUUUUGGCGGGAAAGGCCAUACGGGCUUCCUUUGUUAGACCACGUGAAUGGCAAGCUGGCUAUAAUAACUAGACUGAACCGGCUAGACUAACGCACUGCAGCUAGCAUCACAGACAAGAAGAGCAGCAACAUGGGUCGCACGAAAGCCGAAUCUCCCAAAAAGAGGAAGAGGGUUAAGGAUUUGAACAAGCCAAAGAGGUCCACAUCUGCUUAUUUCUACUUCCUAGCUCAUUGUAGAGAAAAGGCUCAAAAGGAAGGCAGAUCUAUAUCAAAGAUUGCAGAAUUCACAAAAGAAUGUUCCGCACUAUGGAAAGACAUGAAUGACACGACAAAGAAACCAUUCAAUGACAAAGCAGAAACAGACAAGUUGAGAUAUCAGAAAGAGAUGGGAAAUUACAAACCACCUAAGGGAGGUAAGACUGGUGGGAAGGUAGAAGAUGGUAAACCAAAGCGACCACAGUCAGCAUACUUUCUCUUCCUUGCCGACCACAGAAAGGACUGCAAGGGCAAAGAUAUCGGUCACAAAGAUAUUCUCAGACAAGCUGGUGAGAAAUGGCGAAAACUGACUGACGACGAGAAGAAACCAUACGAGAAAGGUGCACUUGAAGAGCAGAAGAAAUAUGAAAAGGCAAUGGAAGAAUGGAGAAAGGGUGGACCAUCUGCUGCCAAGAAGACAAAACAGUCAAAUGGCAAGAGUGAAGAUGAUGAUGAAGAGGAGGAAGAUGAGGAGGAGGAAGAAGGGGACGAUGAUGAUGAAGAGGAGGAAGACGAUGAUGAGGAUGAUGAGUGAAAUAAAUGAGACAAAUGCUCUAUUGUUGUGACUGGCAGACCACCAGGAGACUCCCUGUAGCACCGUCUUGCAACAUGCCGACCAGACAUCUGCUUCAACAAGGAUAUGUGCUCUGGUCUGGCAAUGUUGCAUUCAAAUUUCCCAGAAGGUGCUGAAAGCUUUAGAUCAAAAUUUGACAAAUGACAUUGUUAUUGAAUUGACAACUUUUGUCAUCUAAACCUGCCUUUUGUUCCAUACAUGUGAAACAAGUUUGAAAUUGAGGCAGCUCCAAAUAGCAAUAUUCCAAAAUAAAUGCCAAAAGACAUUCUUGUGAGAAAGUGCUACAUAUAUUCAUGUUUGUAUUUUUCUAAUGGGGUUUAAACUGAGAUCUGAACAUUUAAGCCUUGUUUUAAAGCUCAGGGACAUACACUGCAUGUUAAUCUCCCUUGGUUAUUUUAUCACAAGCAUAGGAAACGUUUAAUUGGAAAUGCAUUCAUUGUCAAGAUAGUUUAGAAUUGGGCAAUUACUAUCAUCGCCAUUCCAAACUGGUUGCAUUUUAAUAACAGGACUUAGAUUGAAUAAUGUGUUAAAUUUAGCUGCAUUUCCUCAGUUAGAUGUCAUAAUCAUGUUCACUUGACCUGAGCUCAACAUUGUACUUAAGAUUCUUACUAAGUCAAUAAACAAGCCAAAGAAAUAAUGUGUCUUUAUUCAAGUGUUGAGCACAACAUAUCAUGUCUAGCCUAGGGUUGUGUAUAGAAUAAGUCAUGUUUGCAUGAACUUGUGAGGCCAGUAAGUUGGAAGUAGGAAGAUAAAUGGUUUCUCAAGCACUGCUGAGAAUCUGCUCACCUGAAUCGUCACUCAUACUGCUUGGUCAUCCAUUUGUGUUGUAUUCAAUGAGGUCUGUAAUCUUAGGGCUGAUCGUGUUAUAGAAAGCUUGACCAGACCACGAGGACCUCAUUUUAUGUCCGUGUUCGAAUUUUAAUCAUUUUUUUUUCAGUGUUGAAUAAAUUCUUUUCACAACU
Haliotis rufescens (red abalone) is the source of this 1811-nucleotide messenger RNA. RefSeq names its product high mobility group protein B1-like. The record is from RefSeq and is a predicted model, not a curated record. The transcript has 6 exons. NCBI's taxonomy places the organism in Eukaryota, Metazoa, Mollusca, Gastropoda, Lepetellida, Haliotidae. Bases 151 to 810 code for a protein of 219 amino acids.